UUGUCUCAACUCGGAGGAACCGAAACCCUUGAAUCUACUGAUAAUCACCAGGAAGUAAUAACAACACCAGAAAAUGACGAGCCAACACCAUCCAAAUCAUCUUUUCUUAGACCAGAAGACAUCUUACCAUUACCAAAGUCAAACAUUCAGAAAAAAAGAAACAUAAAAUGUAAGAAAUCAGAAAUCCUUACCAGUUCUCCUCAUAAAAAUCAAAUAGAAGCAGAACAAAAAGAAAAAGAAGAAAAGGCCAGGAAGACAAAGAAGACAUCAAAUAAAAAUAAAUCUACGACACCAAAUAGAUCGACACUGCUGGAAACAAGUACGGGUACAGAAGUUAUUCGAUGCCCCCUUUGUGCCGAAGUCUACGUAGAACCUCCAGAUGAAGACUGGAUCCAAUGUAGUCAGUGUGGGGCUUGGUGGCACGAUGAGUGCUCUGACUGUCUAGGAUCCGGAGUUUUUAAGUGUGACGUUUGCCUUGGUUAA
Messenger RNA from Parnassius apollo (apollo), 483 nucleotides. The record is from the annotation of a GenBank genome assembly. NCBI's taxonomy places the organism in Eukaryota, Metazoa, Arthropoda, Insecta, Lepidoptera, Papilionidae.